This is a messenger RNA of Strongylocentrotus purpuratus (purple sea urchin), 2644 nucleotides long. RefSeq names its product calumenin-A. The transcript has 6 exons. Gene Ontology annotation, cellular component: endoplasmic reticulum. Bases 237 to 1202 code for a protein of 321 amino acids. Gene Ontology annotation, molecular function: calcium ion binding. NCBI's taxonomy places the organism in Eukaryota, Metazoa, Echinodermata, Echinoidea, Camarodonta, Strongylocentrotidae. The record is from RefSeq and is a predicted model, not a curated record.
UCUACACCGCCACGUCAGCUUAGAGGGCCAGAGCGACUCCGGAUGCCAGCACAUAAAUUCGACGGUGAUCGUGAUAAAAUUCAUCAUUUUGAGGAAAAUUAAGCUCGAGUUUUCCGUGUAGAAGACACAAAACUUACCAGCUCUUGUAAAAGUCGAGAAGUUUCUUCUGAAACUUUUGUGCAACAGCGUGAAUUCUUUGCGUAAAGUUUUGAAAGUGUUCACUCAAUCGAAUCGCAAUGAUGAAGAGUGUAUUGUUUGCAUACGUUGUGGCCGUGGUCAUCUCUCUCGCAGUUUGUAAACCGAGCGAUCACGAGGGGAGUAGCCGAGUGAAGCAAGAAACGAAAUUGAGCGAUCAGGCUCAUUUUGAUGAGCAUGGAAAACACAACCCAGACUAUGAUCACGACGCUUUCCUAGGCGAGGAGGAGGCCAAGAAAUUCACCAAUUUGAGUCCAGAAGAGAGCAAAGAAAAAUUAGGGCAGCUAUUUGACAGGGUAGACUUAAAUAAAAAUGGAUCAAUCAGCGAAUCAGAGCUCAGCGCCUGGAUUGAAAUUCAGACUAAUUCUGUACUCUAUGGCGAGCUGGACAGACUCUUCAAGGCUCACAAUAUGAAUGGCGAUGACCUCUUGACAUGGGCAGAAUACAACCAUACGACCUACAGCGGACUUCCACUGGAAAAGCUGAUCACAAUGCAAGAAGACAAGACCCUGGACUUCAGAAAGAAGGUACGACAGGACAAGGCCCGUUGGUCCUUGGCCGACCAGAACCGAGACGAAGCCCUGGACCGGGAGGAGUACAUGGCCUUUGAGUGGCCUAGGGAGAAACUCCACAUGAAGGACGUCGCCAUCGCAGAGACCAUUGAAGAUAUAGACAAGGACGGAGAUGGUUACGUCAACUUUGAUGAGUUCAUGAAGGACCUUUGGGAUGGCCAGGGUGAGAUGCCUGAUUGGGUGGAAGCAGAACGCAAGGGCUUCGCCGAGUACAGAGACAAAGACGGUGAUGGCAAACUCAACCAUGAGGAAGUUGGAGACUGGAUAAUGCCAACCCAUUAUGACCCCAUUGAAUCAGAGGCUAAGCAUUUGAUGUAUGAGACAGAUGAAAAUAAGGACAACGAACUUACAAAAGAAGAGAUGAUCUUACAUUUCAAGCUCUUUGUGGGAAGCAGGGUUACCAACUUUGGGGAACUCCGGCACGACGAAUUCUAACGCCCUACAUCAUUUUCCCAAACUAUUUAAAUAAAGUCAACUAUUUUUCAGUACAUUUGAUCAAAGGAAACUAUUCAAGGAGUGCUUCACGUCUUGGUGCUACAUUAUUUCAUACUAUGCAAUAACUAUGAGUAUGGUCAGGUCUUGUAGUUGAAGGUGCUCUAAAAUUGUAGUUCCUUUAAACAUUGUGUGAACAUUUAGAAUAACUGAUGGCAUUUUCAAAAGGUUCUUCAAAUGAACCCUAGCUUAGAUUAGACAAACUUUUGCAGGAAUGUAGGAUGUUUAUAUAUUUUCUUUUCCACCUAUGUCAGUUUUGUACAAUUGAAUAUAUGCAUAGUUUUAUUAGAUUUAGCAUAAACUUUUUGCUGCGAGUGAGUAGCUAACUACCCCAAAGUUUUGGAAUGAUACAGUUCUUGUUGAAUCACUAAUGCUGAAUAAUUUACAUUGUGUAUUGUCUUUAAAGUACUUUUGAUUAAUUGAUUGAUUUACUAAAAAACACAGUCUUACAGGCCUGAUAGUUCUUCCUUUUUGUUGCUUGGAAUCUGAUGAUAAUUUUCUCUUUUCUCUGAUAUGGUAGAUUAAUGAUCAUGAGUAGUCAUCAACUCAAUCAAACAUGGAAACAAGUACAUAGGACUAGUCAGAAAAUAAAUCUAGACAGCGCCAUAAGAGUUUUUGUAACUCAAAAAGCGAUCUUGUGAAAACACAACAUCAAAGGAAUGUAAUACUUAAAGAUUUUGUGCAAGCCAGAUAUAUACAUGUAUGUACAUGUAGAAAAUGAGUCUGGAAAUACCAAUUCAAUAUGGCUGACAGCUUUUCACUGUACAGUAUGCAUUUUAUCUCUAUGAAUUUACGAUCAGGAUUUUUUCUCCAAGUAGAUUGUCACAUUCAUUAGUUUCUGUUAUGAAUAGUUUUCAUCAAUCUUUUGAUUUUUUUCAGAGAUCCAUUUUUCAUCAGCAAAUUAUACUUUGAUGUGUAUUGACUUUAUGUUGUUCAUUUUUGUAAAAGUAGAAUUUUGUUGAAAACUUGAAGGGAUUAAAACGAAUUUGAUUUUGAAACUUGAAAGAAAAAAUAAGGUUAUGAAAAAAUGAGAAAUAAAGUUGUAUAAAUAAAUUUGAACGAUUGUUUUCUCACUACAGGGUGAAAUAUAGACUAUGCCCACACUAUGCAAUAUAACGUUUAUUGAGAACCAAAAAGGAGUUAACUCAUUUACUUCAACACAUAGUUAACACCCAUCUAGCUCUCGAUAUCAUGUUAGUUCCUCAUCAUUAUUUUGUAUAGGCAAAUGUGAAGUAAUUUAUGCUAGCCAUUGUUGCCAAAAUGCCAACAUUGUUUUGUAAUGUUGUACUUAAAAGAAGGAUUUAAUACUUGCCACAAGACUUGGUUUACUGCCAAACAAUCAAGCGAUUCCUGCCAUCAUUUUUAAUAAAAACAGGAAAGUGAAA